Arabidopsis thaliana (thale cress) is the source of this 1411-nucleotide messenger RNA. RefSeq names its product enabled-like protein (DUF1635). NCBI's taxonomy places the organism in Eukaryota, Viridiplantae, Streptophyta, Magnoliopsida, Brassicales, Brassicaceae. The coding region runs from base 96 to 812 and encodes 238 amino acids. The transcript is spliced from 2 exons. The record is from RefSeq and is marked reviewed.
AAAACACAUUCUCUUUCUCUCUCUCUCUCUCUCACACACGAACAGUUAUUUAGAGAAUCAGAAGAUCCUUUUUAACCUCAAUUUAGUUGAAUUUUAUGGAUAACCAAAGCAAUGCUCUUCUUGGUUGGCCUUACUACUCUCACGCAAAGACAACAGAAGAAAUAAGACAGUCUCUACUGUACACAACACUAGAGCUGGACCAAACAAAGAUGUUUGCUUAUGAAGAAAUAAGGAAAAGAGACGAGCAAUUGAUCCAUCUCAAAGACAUCUUAACCAAAACCAUCAAAGAAAGAGACGAAGCUCUCGAGAAAUGUCAGCGUCUCAUGUUCGAUAGCCACUCGCUUCAGCAGCAAAAGCAUAUGACUCCUCCUUUAUCUGGAGCUUCAAGCAUUGAAGACGAACAAGUGCAGCCUCAACAACUAAGAUCCAACAAGAGCUUCUCAUCUUCUGAUUGCGAGGAGAGCAUUAUGUCACCAACUGAUCAUAUCAUGAAUCCACCACCAUGUCAGCUUGAAGAAGUCUCAGGAACUGAGAUUAUCAUGGAUCCAUUGUUGCAAGACAAGCCACUGCCUGAGAAGGGUAAGCUUUUACAAGCUGUUAUUAAGGCAGGGCCUUUACUUCAGACACUGCUCUUAGCUGGUCCAUUACCUCAAUGGCGCCAUCCGCCACCGCCUCUCAAGAGCUUCGAGAUCCCUCCGGUCACAGUCCAAUGCCCAAUUGUCAACAAUGGAUGUGGGAAGUUCAACAGGAAAAGAGUAUUCUCAGAUGGAUCCUAUUCAGAAGCUAAGUAUCAGAAAGUUCUUCUCCAAUGACCGGGCAAUGAAAACAUUUCUGGCUACUGAUCUUUUAUCUUACUCAAGUAGUACUAAUAGUCAUCUAAUAUACCAUUACAUACAUAGGUCAAUUCCAGAUUAAUCUCACUUCUAGUGUUCAAGUGAGAGUGAUCUUUUUGUACAUUAGGGCUUUUGGUUAUGCUCCAUUGUGGGUUUAGAUUUAGCGUGAUGAGAAAGUAAGAAAAAAAAAACUCCCCUGGUUUAACUCUUAGCUCAAUGAAGAGUUAAUACUAAGUGAGAGAGUUUGCUAGUUUACUUCUUUCUCUAGUUAUGCUUGCUAUUUUUGUUGUUGUUGUUGUUGGGUUUUGUAUCUCAACCCCAAAAACCCAAUUUUACAUUCAUGUUUUGGCUCCAUGAUUGUGAAACUAAUUUAGGGGUUUCUUUUGUACUCUAUGAUUUUUCCCUCUACUAUCAGUUGGGGAUGAUUAUGUUAAAUCUAAAGCUCAAGACUUUAGCUUCAUUUUCUCUCUCUCUAUGUAUGAUGUUAUGUUCCUGUCUUCAUAAUGUAACUUGUGGGGGUGUGCUUGAUGAUUUGUAACUUUUGAGAUAUUUUAUUUAAAUAUUUUUGUGUUUGGGGG